Molecule: messenger RNA, 891 nt
Organism: Paramecium primaurelia
Lineage: Eukaryota; Ciliophora; Oligohymenophorea; Peniculida; Parameciidae
Source: the annotation of a GenBank genome assembly
UUUAGUAUUAUUUACAAAGUUCAUCAGUAAUGAAUGUGCCAUUCUCACAUUUUCUUGCUCUACAUUUAGAACCACCAGCAUCACCUUCACAAACACCAUCUGAUCCAAUAUAUCCAACACAAGUUGUAUUAUCCCCUGAAUAUGUAGAACAUAAUGGUUUUGUUGUUGCCAAAACACACCCUUUUCCUGUUGUUAUACAUCCUUUUUAAUAGGCUUUACAAUCAUCAUCAGAGCUUAAUGCUGUUGGAGCAUUAACGCAUUCCUUGGCCUUACAAUUUGUAGUACCAGUAGCUAAUUCACAAUUUCCAUCAGAUCCAAUAAAAGAUUAACAUGCAACAUCAUCUCCUGUAUAAGUAGCACAUGCAGGUCUUGGUGUAUUAACACAACCUUAACCUUUUGUCACACAACCAGCUAACCAAGCUGAACAUUUUUCAUCAGUAUUUAAGCUAGCAUCUGCCUCUGAACAUGCAUAAUCUCUACAAGCUCCUUAAUUUGUAUCCCAUUUACAUUUAAGUAUUCCUGAAACACUAGGAGUUGAUUCGCAUUAUUAUUAUGUAUAUUCUUUGCAUUCUUUAGCUUGAAUACAAGUAUUUCCAUCACUAACACAUAAAUAGGAUAUUGCCUAGCAAUCUGUUGUUGUUGUUUUAACAUAUGCUUGACAUCCUGUAAAAUGUGUACAUUUCAUAUCAACAUAAGCACAACCAAAUGUUUUAGGACAGUUUGUUUCUGGUUUGUCAAUAAGUUCACAAUAAGGUUUGAAUGAAGUGACUGGAUCAACAGUUGUUUUUUUCUAACAUUUUCCUGGAGUUGUUCCUGAUGCCGCCACCCAUUCACAAGCUCCAGUUACAGUAGUCUCUUAUUCACAAUCAUUCUGUGAUUUUAAUUAUCCAC